UUCAGUCAGCUGACGCUUCUCUUCCACUUCAAUCAACCCCAAUUCAACAAACCCUAGCUUCAGCCUCUCACCCCUCAAUUUCGUUUUUGUUUUCUCAUAAUCUACCUCUAAUCAAUGGGAGCUGAAAACCGAGACAAUCGAGUAAACGAAAACGACAAGAGCGGGAAGAGGAAACACGAAACGGAGCCGGCAGCUCAACAGCAACCGUCAAAGAAGAGAAAUCGGAAAGAAAUUGCCAUCUUCGGAAAUUACAGACACUAUUAUGGCUAUAGGGUUGGGCAGGGUUUAGAUGAAGAUCCGAGACUAAGUGUGAUGAGAAGAGAAUGGUUUGAGGGCAAGGAUUGCCUUGACAUUGGAUGCAAUAGUGGUUUGGUCACAAUAUCUAUAGCUAAAAAGUUUGGUUGCCAGAGCAUUGUUGGUGUUGAUAUUGAUGGAGCUCGAGUCGAGGAUGCUGACUGGACUCUAAGGAAAAUCAUAAGGACAGAUAAGCACAAAGUGACCUCAAAGACUCCAGGAGUAGCUAAUGUAGAGCCGGCUAAUGGGUUGCAGAAUAGUACAACUAAAUCACGAGAUGAGAACAUCAGUGAUUCCCCUCAUUUGCCGCAAAAAGAUUUGCAAAAAAUAGUCUCUUUUGAGAAAGGGAAUUUUGUUCUGAACUGGCACCCACCAGCAAAUAAAUCUUACCAUGCAAUCCUCUGUUUAAGUGUGACAAAAUGGAUACAUUUGAACUGGGGUGAUGAUGGUGUAAUUAAACUAUUUGCAAAAGUGUGGACACUUCUCCAACCGGGUGGAGUUUUCAUUGUCGAACCUCAACCUUGGACCUCGUAUUAUAAAAAUCGUCUCGUUUCUGAGACAACAGCUGCCAAUUAUCAAAACAUUCAGAUAACUCCAGAAGAUUUUCAGGACAUACUUUUAGACAAGAUUGGAUUCCGUACAGUCGAGAACAUAACUCCAAGCUUAUCAGGUAGUAAAUCGGGAUUCGAAAGGCCUAUCCUGGCUUUCUGGAAAUGAAUCUAGUCCAACAUCACUCCAGGUUGAAGAAAUUUUGGGAGCAUUAGUAAAAAUUGUCAUAUAUUGUAGAACUAUUUUACCCAAUUUUUGCUUUCCCUUUUUGUGGCAAUGGGUUAAUAUCUAAACUCAACACAAGCGGAAUGUAUGGGUUAUAUCUGAGGAAAAAGUUAUUUAAUUGAAAGGUUUCUGUGAUGUAA
This is a messenger RNA of Salvia hispanica, 1208 nucleotides long. RefSeq names its product S-adenosyl-L-methionine-dependent methyltransferases superfamily protein. Gene Ontology annotation, biological process: snRNA modification. Gene Ontology annotation, molecular function: O-methyltransferase activity; snRNA binding; RNA methyltransferase activity. Lineage: Eukaryota; Viridiplantae; Streptophyta; Magnoliopsida; Lamiales; Lamiaceae. The record is from RefSeq and is a predicted model, not a curated record.